Messenger RNA from Galeopterus variegatus (Sunda flying lemur), 2203 nucleotides. RefSeq names its product metallophosphoesterase 1 (gene MPPE1). The transcript is spliced from 9 exons. Bases 143 to 1534 code for a protein of 463 amino acids. Gene Ontology annotation, cellular component: endoplasmic reticulum-Golgi intermediate compartment. Gene Ontology annotation, molecular function: phosphoric diester hydrolase activity. Lineage: Eukaryota; Metazoa; Chordata; Mammalia; Dermoptera; Cynocephalidae. The record is from RefSeq and is a predicted model, not a curated record. Gene Ontology annotation, biological process: endoplasmic reticulum to Golgi vesicle-mediated transport; GPI anchor biosynthetic process.
GAUCUGGGGACCAGAUGCCAACUUAGAGCCUUUGUACCAGUCUCAGUCCUCCAGUAGCAUUCUUUAAAAGGUGCACAGCUAAGACCUGAACACCAUCUUUGCCCUACCCAGGGUUCCACAGUUUUCUCAUGUUGAAUUUUGGAUGGAUUUGGCUCUCAGUUGCUGGCAGCUGGGAAGAGAAAUGGCUAUGACCAGGUUGGGGCAUGGAAGGCAGACUUUCCGUCUCUUGAAGAGGAGUUCACUGCUGUUGAGAAUCAUAGCUGUUGUCUUUGCUGUGCUUCUAUUUUGUGAAUUUUUAGUCUAUUACUUAGCAAUCUUUUGGUGUAAUUGGCCUGAGGUGCAAACUCCAGCCUAUGACAGUGAACAGGAGACUCCUGAGCCUGUGCUGAGAGCCAUGUUUUUGGCAGAUACCCACUUGCUUGGGGAGGUCAGAGGCCACUGGCUGGACAAAUUACGAAGGGAGUGGCAGAUGGAGAGGGCCUUCCAGACGGCCCUGUGGUGGUUGCAGCCAGACGUCGUCUUCAUCCUGGGGGACGUCUUUGAUGAAGGGAAAUGGAGCUCCCCCCAGGCCUGGGCAGAUGAUGUGAAGCGGUUUCAAAGAAUGUUCAGACACCCAAGUCAUGUGCAGCUCAAGGUGGUUGCUGGCAACCACGACAUUGGCUUCCAUUAUCAGAUGAGCACAUACAGAGUAAAACGAUUUGAGAAAGUUUUCAACUCUGAAAGGCUGUUUUCUUGGAAGGGAAUUAAUUUUGUGAUGGUCAACAGUGUCGCACUGGAAGGGGAUGGCUGUGGCAUCUGUUCUGAAGCAGAAGCUGAACUCACUGAAAUUUCUCGCAAACUGAAUUGCUCCCGAGAGGUAGGAGAUGAUUGGGAUGAUGCAAGUGCCUUCUGUCCUCGAGUCUUCCGAGGGCACCAUGAGGUGCCCUCUGUGCUCUUGUUAAUCACUCAGCUCCCACCUCCCUUCCCACCGGCUGGGGACUGUCAGGCUCGGUGGAUUAACAGGCUGACUUCUCACCAGCAGGAGCAGCGUCCAAGCCAGUGUGGAGAUGUGCAGCUGCUCCCCGCCUCCACCCCGGUCCUCUUGCAGCAUUACCCACUGUAUCGGAGAAGUGAUGCUGACUGUUCUGGGGAAGACGCUGCUCCUCCAGAGGAGAGGACCGUCCUGUUUACGGAGAAGUAUGAUGUGCUCUCUAGGGAGGCCUCACAAAAGCUGCUGUGGUGGCUCCGGCCGCGCCUGGUCCUGAGUGGUCACACGCACAGUGCCUGUGAGGUGCUCCACGCGGGAGGACUCCUGGAGCUGAGCGUCCCUUCAUUCAGUUGGAGGAACAGAAACAACCCCAGUUUCAUCAUGGGCAGCUUAACGCCCACAGACCACGCCCUCUCCAAGUGCUACCUCCCGCGUGAGGACACGGUUCUCAUCACGUACUGCGGAGCCGCUGGGCUCCUUGCCGUCCUCAUUUUAGCUCACGUAGAGCUUUUAGCAUCACCUUUUCAUUUUGGUUGGAACCUGCUCAGAAAGCAUAAGAUAAUGUGAGGAGCGGGCGACUUUUGCAUUUAGUAAUAAAUAUCAAAACCAAAGAAACAGAGCUUUGGGCAGAGUUCACGUGAGAGGCAAGUGGACAGCGGGACCGGACGUGGGCUGCCUUGGGGCACGUCACAGAAAUACGUCCCUGACGUGAGUUACUGCAGGAUAAACAGUCCACUGUUCUCAUGCUGUAAAGACGGAACAUGUGCUGUACAACAAAUGUCUUCUUGUUUUUAUCAAAUGCAUGUAUCUUCAAGGCUGCAUCUGUACAGUAUAAAUGCUGUUACUGCCACCACUUGCGUGCACGACACCGUCCUCGCUUCCCCAGGAGGGACCUGGCAGCCCCGACGCACACUCGAGAUUACGUGUGCACAUCGACAUUGGGUGUGCUUCUGUCCUAUGAAGUGGUUCUCAAAUUCCUGUAUAUGAGAAAGCUGUACACUUAAACGAACAGAUGAGUUGUGCAAGGACAUUGUUUUCAUGGACUUUUGUACUUCUGUGCUAAAUUAAUGGAAUCAGAAUUUUUUUAGAUGAGUAUAAUUUUCUUUACAGGAGACCAAGUCAUUGCAUCUGAGAAUUUAAUGCCUGUCAAUGAUCAAAGGAAGCUUGAAAAAUGGAGUAGGAUGUAGCUUUUGGUAUGUAAAAAUAAAUUUUAAAAUAAUUUUAAGCCAGAUAAAA